Lacerta agilis (Sand lizard) is the source of this 3211-nucleotide messenger RNA. It is a transcript of the gene IFFO2, whose product is annotated as intermediate filament family orphan 2. Bases 385 to 2019 code for a protein of 544 amino acids. Lineage: Eukaryota; Metazoa; Chordata; Lepidosauria; Squamata; Lacertidae. The transcript is spliced from 9 exons. The record is from RefSeq and is a predicted model, not a curated record.
GGCAGCAGCAUCGGUGGCGCCGGCGCAUCUUCCUCUUCUUCUUCCCCCCCUCCCCCCUCCCGGCCAUCGAGUCCAUUUUCACUUCGGCGCGAGGAGGAAGCUGCGAGGAUGGCCGUUUCGAACGUUCGGGCGUUUCAAUUCCACGGCGGCGGCGGCCGUUACCGCUCCAACGGCCAGAUCCCAACGGCCGACGGCGAAUAAUUCAAACAAUAAUAAUGAAAUAACUUCUCUAUUUUUUUAUUUGCGUAUUUAAAACAAAUCUCUCUAUAUAUUACCUCAGGAAAAGCGACGUCCCGUGGUAAGAGGAAUAUAUAAAGAUAUAGAUAUAUAAAAGAAAUAUUUUUUUACCUCAGUGAAGGAUAAAGGAGGGCGACGCCGCUUAAAAUGAUGCUCAACUCGAUGCUGUUCGGCGAGAUGGCGGCGCGGGCUUUUCCGGCGUCGGCGGGGUCGGCCUCCUCGUCGGUGGUCGGGGGCGAGAUGGACGACGGCGUCGGCGGGGCCCCACCGGUGACGGCGGCGCUGCGGAACGACCUGGGCUCCAACAUCCACCUCCUGAAGGGGCUCAACGUGCGCUUCCGUUGCUUCCUGGCCAAGGUACACGAGCUGGAGCGGCGGAACCGGCUGCUGGAGAAGCAGCUGCAGGCGCAGCAGCUGAGCGAGCGCGAGCGGCGCCUCCACUACAAGCGCUUCCCGAGGCACCAGGCCGUGCAGACGGACCCCGUGCCGCCCUCCAUGCCCCCCUACGUGCCGUCCGCGGCGGCGGCGGCGGCGGCCGGGCCUCCUCCUCCUCACCCGCCUCCUCCGUCGUCGCCUUCUUUCUCCUCGUUCCCGCCGGCCUCGGCUCCCGCCUCGCAGCUGCCUCACUCGCACUCGCACCCGCCGUCGCACCACUCCUCCUCCUCCUCCUCCUCGCAGCAGCACUACAGCCGCCUGCCCGGCACCAUCUGGAGCUACACGCAGGUGAGGCGGACGGGCGGCGGCGGCCUGGAGACCCUGCAAGGACCCGGCGUCUCCUGGGUGCACCCGGACGGCGUCGGCGUCCAGAUCGACACCAUCACGCCCGAGAUCCGCGCCCUCUACAAUGUCCUGGCCAAAGUCAAGCGGGAGAGGGACGACUACAAGAGGAGAUGGGAGGAGGAACUGGCAAAGCGAAUGAAUCUGGAAUCAAUGGUAGAGACUCUCCAAGAGGAGGCACAAGAAGCUGAAGCCCUCCAAGAAGAGUUAAAUGAGAAGAUUGGGAGACUGAAAGCUGAACUUGUUGUCUUCAAGGGUCUGAUGAGUGAUCCUAUGACAGACCUGGACACAAAGAUCCAAGAAAAAGCCAUGAAGGUGGACAUGGACAUCUGCCGACGAAUCGAUAUCACAGCCAAACUGUGUGAUGUAGCGCAGCAGCGCAACUCUGAAGACGUUUCCAAGAUAUUCCAGGUGGCUUCCAAGAAGAAAGAGCGGAAACUCGUGUUGGAUGAUGAUCUCUCUGAGCAGGAUCCAGACAAUGCCCGAUUUUCGGACGAUGAAGUCAGUUCUCUGAACAUCACGGAUGAAAUGAAGAGGAUGUUUAAUCAGCUGCGUGAAACCUUUGAUUUUGAUGAUGACUGUGACAGCUUGACGUGGGAGGAGAAUGAGGAUACUUUGCUCCUCUGGGAAGACUUCACCAACUGUAAUCCAUCGAUCGAGCUCCAGGGAGAGCAAGAGGAGAACUUGGGCAACUUGAUCCAUGAAACAGAAUCUUUCUUCAAAACGAGGGACAAAGAAUACCAAGAAACGAUAGGACAGAUUGAGCUUGAGCUUGCCACGGCCAAGAGUGACAUGAAUCGCCACCUCCACGAGUACAUGGAAAUGUGCAGCAUGAAACGGGGCCUGGAUGUGCAAAUGGAGACUUGCCGGCGGCUCAUUAAAGGCUCUGCUGAAAGCAGAAAUUCCCCGUCUCCCAGUUCGGUAGCCAGCAGCGACUCAGGAAACACGGAUGAAAUUCAGGAUGAGUUUGACAGAGAAGCAGACGUUGAGCCCAUGGUCAGCUGAUAAAUAACCAGAACAUUCUGGCGCAAGGAGAGAAGAAAAAGAAAACCCAGAAAAAGAAGAGAUUUCACAAAUGCAGAGAGAUCAGAGACUUCAAAGCCCCUAGCCUUGGGGGUGCCAAGGACUUGAUCUAGUAUUUUUUCCCACCCCAUCCAAGGAUUUGGUGCUGUAAAAAAACGUUUAUACUGUUCUACAAAUGACAGAUGUGGAGUUCUGUAAGGAAAAGUAUAUGUAUAUGGUAUUUUAAUUGUGCCUUUGCCCCAAGCUGAGCCACUUUGAGCUCCACUGGAAUAUCAUAGUGCUUUUUAUAUAAAAAUGAUGAUUCUAAAUAAGCUUCUGGUAGCAGAAGAAUGAAUUGCUGUGGAAGUUUAGCACUGGACGGAAGUGCUGGGCAAAUUGGCAGAGCAGGCCCCGUGGCAACUAAGUAGCAAAUAUCACACCAUUGAGCAGCAAUGAGGACAAGUGUCUUGCGUGAACAGGAUUGAAAGUGUCCUCCCCUCCCAAUCUUAGCCCUUUAAUGGCACCUGCUCUUGGCUCAUGCAGUUAGAAGGGAUGUGAAUUGUGGCUUGAGAGAAUCCUUUCAGAGACCUGCACAAUACCUUUUCUGCUGAGGUCCAGAACUCUUAUUAGAAGCUUGGUGGCAAGGCAAGAAUAGCAAAAGUCUGGUGGGGUGGGAAUAACACAGUUUUUUAAUUACUAUGCAAAAACAAGCAAGCAAAGCGUUCGCCUUAUUUGUAUGGAAUGUUAGGUCACUGCUGGGCUUCUCUUAUCUCCUGUUGGGAAGAAAGCUGAGCAUUCACUUUGCACACCUUUACUUGUUUGUGGAGCUUGUUUUGGCCAAGAGUGCUUCCUACUGCUCCAUCUGCUCCCAGUGAUCCUUUGGUUCCAAACUUUCUCCCUUCCCUCCCUCUUUUCUUCACCCUCCCCCUUCAUUUGUACUUUAGCCAUCAAAUGAUUUCCUCUCAAAAAGUUACUGUUGAGGAAGGGCUGCAUUUUUGUGCUGCUAUCUGAAGCUUGGAGCGUGAUAGCUUUCCACACCAUCCUCAGAAACAGUGUUAACUAAAUUAUAGGGUGAGUGGCAUUACCUUUCCCAAGACCCCUCAGCAAGGGACACAACUUUAGAUGUCUUGAAGCAUGUCAGGUCCCACACCUGCAUUUCAGGUACACUGAAAAUAAGUAUUACAAGAUGUGGAUU